Molecule: messenger RNA, 12318 nt
Organism: Zonotrichia leucophrys gambelii
Lineage: Eukaryota; Metazoa; Chordata; Aves; Passeriformes; Passerellidae
Gene: VSTM2A
Product: V-set and transmembrane domain containing 2A
Exons: 5
Coding region: 586-1296 (236 amino acids)
Cellular component (GO): membrane
Source: RefSeq, a predicted model, not a curated record
AAGUUAGACAGGUAGAGGUGUAGAGUAUGAGGAGGGAGAGGGAAGGGUUAAAGGCAUUAUUGCAGCCAUUAGAAGGAAAAGUUGUGGCAAUACAAGCACAGUAGACUUCUCUUCCCCCCCCUGCCCCCCUCCUUUUCUCUCCCCUACUCCUCUCUUCCCAAGCUGGAUCAGUGUGUAGGGAGGGCAGUCAUCACGCCAUCCUGAGCGGCAAGAGCUGACGUUGGACGAAGCUGCCAGGUAGCUGAAAAAAGGCACAGAAGGCAGCUGAUACCCACUUUUCAACGGUUUGUGUUUUUUUUUAGUCUGUAUCUGGACUUCAAGCAACACAGCGCCUGAGACAGCUCAUCUGAACCACGCUGUAUUGCAAUACUUGCUCUUCUCAAAGAAAAAGACUCCACUGAGCAGCAGAAUGCUGCCAGUGUCGCAGCCAGGUCUACAAUACAGAGCCUUUUUGUAACAUUGCACAUUUCUUUCUGUUCAGAUAUUUGAAAUACAUAUAUACACUUAUAUAUCAGUUCUUUCUUUUCUAAGGACACCUUUGGCUUUCUUUUUUUUUUUUCCCUGAUGUGACUUCUUCAUCUUGGAAUGAUGGGGAUCUUUCUAGCUUAUAUUGGAUUCAUUUUCUUUUCAGUUAUGUAUAUUGAACAAGGACUUUCUACCCAAGCAAAAUUCACAGAGUUUCCCCGAAAUGUCACGGCCACUGAAGGGCAGAAUGUGGAGAUGUCUUGUGCUUUCCAAAGUGGCUCUACUUCGGUGUACCUUGAAAUCCAGUGGUGGUUUCUGCGGGCAGCUGAGGACCCAGAGGUUGGAGCUGAGGUGACAGGCACUCAGAUGGAGUUCCUGCCCGAGCGGGACCUGGACAACGACGGCACGAAGAUCAGCACAGUGAAAGUACAAGGGAACGACAUCUCCCACAAGCUGCAGAUUUCAAAAGUGAGGAAAAAGGAUGAAGGCUUGUAUGAGUGCAGGGUGACCGAUGCCAACUAUGGAGACCUUCAGGAAUACAAGGCCCAGGCGUUUCUCAAAGUCAAUGCUAACAGCCACUCUCGGCGAAUGCAAGCCUUUGAGGCAUCCCCAAUGUGGUUGCAAGACAUGAAACCUCGUAAAAACAUCUCAGCAGCUGUCCCAAGUAGCAUCCACAAUUCCGCCAAUCAGCGUGUACGUGCCACCUCCAGCCCCGAAGCAGCAGCCAAAAUCCCCAAACAAAGUCCACAAUCAGGUGCGAGGAUAGCUACAAGCCAUGGACUUUCUGUCCUGCUUCUUGUUUGUGGCUUUGUGAAGGGUGCUUUGCUUUAAUCUAAAAGUGCUGACUUUUUCCAAUAUCACUUUCUCUUCUUAAAGCAAAGAGCAAAUCGCCUGUAAAAUCCACGGAGCGGACAGCAAAGUUGACCCUAACCUCCAACCACCACUCUGCACCCAAUGUACUCUAAAUCUCUACACAAGGAGCACCUUCUUCAGGAAGUACAAACAAAAUUACUAAAUAAAUAAAAUAAAAUAAAAUAAAAUAAAUAUUAUAAAAAAGAAGAGGAUACCACAUGUUUUCUUGAUAUAUCUUAUUUUCUUUGGCUUAUCACUGAUAUUUUCUUUGAAGAGAACUGGUGUGAUGUAAUCAAACGUUUUGUAACAGCAAGACCUAGUUUCCUUUUCUUUCGGCAAGGAGAAGCCUCAUCCUUGACUUCUCAGGGGUUGGCCUGCGAGUCCUCAGUAUUACAGAAUUAACCAUGGAUGACAUUUGGUUUCCUACGCUGAAAGAACGGUUCCAGCCUGGAAGCAAAAAGAGGCCAAAUAAUGAAACAAACUAUAGUGAUUGAACAUAAAUAGAAUACACACAAACUUUAUCAAAAAGUCUUUUUUUCCUUUUCUUUUUUUCUUUUUUUUUUUGCAUGAGGAGUAGGAAUAUUCUACUAAGCAGCUCAGCAGAUGAGGGGAUGUUGUUUCUGAAAAAUCUAUGAGGAUAUUUUUCUUUUGAGUUGUUUUUCCUUUUUGUUUUCCAGUAUAUUAUUCUUUCCCCCCUUUGAGGUUUUUUUCCUGUCUUUCUGUUUGUUUCUUGUUCAGUGAUGGCAAGUACCAACUUAGGCCAACCCCUGAUGAUUACGUGGAGGUUUAUAUAUAUACAUCCCUUUUUUUGUGUGUGUGCGUUCUAUAUUUCAGUGUGUUUUCUCUAAUUUUGCAACUCCUGUAUAUGCAAAACCAACUUAAAUUCUGUAAAUUGCUUACAGUCUGUGUGAUAUAACUUCAGAGUAGACAUACUUUGGUCCUCAUGCAAGCCAGUUUUUAAUAUUAUCUAUAUGUCGUGCCACCAAGAAACAUCUUUAUUUCCUUUUUUUUACAAAACACCACUUUUUAGUUUUUAAUUCAGUAAUGUGUGGAUUUUGUAAUGCAUAUCUUCACUUUGACUGGUUUGACUCCCUUCAGCCCUUGUUUACUCUGUAAAUGCACAUUAAAAUUUGUUACGGUCUCUAGACAAUGAAUUAUUUUAGUUUGUAUGUUGUGUUGAAGUUCAGAUGCUGAAAGCUCUUUGAACUUGUGAUGUUUAUAGAAGAUGAAGUGAUUCAAUCACUAGAGACUGUAAAAUGCAGGUUUGCAGUCAAAUACUGCACAUAAAGGAAGGUUAGAAACAGAAAACAGACAAAUAAACCAGAACAUGUCUUUAAGGAUGUUCCUUUGGUAAAGAGUUUCAGGAAAGUGAAUUUCUUACACUGAUAAAAUAUAUUUGCAUCACAGCUCCUUCUACAUGGCCAAAGAAGUGUCUUUCUUUGCUUUUUCUGAAAGUGGAUUGUCAUUACUCAUUGAUAUUCUUAAUUAAAAUACUUUUUGUCUGUGAACUGAAUGUGAGAAUUUUGCUGUUGAAUGAUGUAAUAUGUGUUACAUGAAUUACAUUCAUUAAUGCAGGAAGCAAAAAUUGCUACCAUUUGCAGCUGCAAUCAGGAAGGUUUUUUGCUUUUUCCCAUCUUUCCACUGAUGCUGAAAAAUUCACACCCUUUCAUUUAUCAGCACAGACAAUCACAUACACCACAUGCUUAUUAUGAUCUAUUUAUGGCAGCAUUAAGUAGCUGCAGUGUGGUCAGCUGUGUGAUUUCUCCUCACUUUGUAAGUACUGCAGAAGAAAUUUUAAAAGUAUGUUUAUAAUCUCACCAGUCUGUGGUCUACAGGCCUAACUUUUUAUUUCAAAGUGCUUGUAAGUCUGAUGUCUUCCCCCAAUACUUUCAAAGGAUAAAGAGCAAAUAAAGGCAUAGAAUCAACAUUUUGUUAACCCAGUACUUCAGAACAGGAUAACAUAUUUGUGCAGAUCUAAUUUUCCAUAAAUUCUGUAGCAUAGGCUUAACUGGGAGUAGUCAGUCUUCAGUUUUAGACAAGUCUUAGCAGUAAUAAAGAGAGCAGAAGUUCAGCAUAAUACAAGCAAAUCAGGUGUAACCAUCAGUAGAAAUAAAAUUUCUUUUAUUUCAACAUAAAAUUUAUGACCCACUUAGAAUGUUGUAUAUUAAAAAAGUUUUUCUCCAUAGUUGUAACAGUUUAUUAGGCUACUGAAAAGAAAUGAAAAACUGCCCUCCUUAAAAUGUUCCAAAUCAAAGUGAAUAUUGUGGAUCAGAGAGGACACAAAGAGGAAAGAAAAAGUCAAGGGUCAGAGCUUUUUAAAGUCUCGCUUUCUGAACACACUUGUGGAACCGAACUUUCCACAAGUUCUGGAGAAAAAUCUCAGUUUUUCUUUCUGAAAUGGAUAUCUGUGACUGGAUUAUGUGAGAAUCUCUUGCUUGGAGCUUGGAAACUUCAGUUUCCAUUGGUCUUAACUGGAACCAAAUGCUUAAUGUCACAUUACUGUAUUGCUUACUGUAUCCAUAUAUCUUGUAUGAAUAUUCCAUGUAUGCACAUAGAGACUACCCAUCAUGGCGUAUGGAAUUUGACAGCACAGUUUAACCUCACAUUGCUUAAGUUGUUACUAUGUUGAACUGAUAUGUGUUUUGCUUUAUGCUGUUAGCUGCUUGGAUAUAAAUCACCAUGUACUAGGAAUUCAGAUUAAAGAACAAGCUGAAAUUAAAAGCAGAAUUCUAGAUCACGUGGAUUAGUGUGAUGCAAGCCCAAACACAAUGCCAUGUCAGGAUCUGCUAUUGUACAACUGUGUUAGCAAAAAAAAAAAAUGGACAAAAGAAAUCUGUGGGACUCUUGAAAAGCCUUUAAGAUUUCCAUGAGAUGCUAAUGGGACACAGAAAUUGUCCUCCUUUCCCUCUUGAAACAACAUACCCAAAUUCUUUAGAUGAGGCUGAUUGGGCCCUUCUGGUUGCAGAUCUAGAGCACAGCUUUAGUUUUGGCUAAUCUGUGUGGAUGCAGCAGCAACAAGAGCAUGUAUUACAUUUUUAAAUUUUAAACUGUGUCUCAACAGCUAUUCUUCAAAUUAAGAAUCCACCUGGAUCUCCUAGAAUUUCUCAAAAUGGAAGUUAAGAUACAGUAGACACCCUUGUUUCUAAGAAUUCUGUUAUUAAUAAUAUUUAGCAUAGGAAUGAAACUACUACCCUUUUCUGCCAGGUGCAGUUCUUGUUUGGACAUAACAAAAAUAGAUUUUAAAAAAGGAGCUUAAUUAAAUCCCGAAAAGCUCCUUGUUGAGUGGGGUAUCUAGAAAGGCAAUUUGUAUCUAGCAGUCAUAACAUCUGUCAACUCAAUGUCCUUAUCCCUUUUACAAAAUGAGCCCAGUUUUGAGGUGGUCUUUUACAUGACUCAUGCUUCUCAAUUUGUGUCCCCAAAGCCUCGUUGCAUAUGGUGACAUUCUUCAGGUCUUUCCAACAGGUUUUGCUUUUCAUAGAAGAAUAAACAUGGGUGAGUAUGAAAUGCUUUUGUAUUCAAGGUAUAUAUGCCACCUACACUCACACACUUUGAGAUCUGAUGUAUCAUCAGGCUGAAAAAACCACAUUCCAGCCCCAUGAGCUGUCAGUGACAGCCUUUGUAUUACAUGGAGAAGUAUCCAUGGCAUUUUGGUACUGCUACCAGGGAUUAGUACUGCAACAGAGCCUGUCUCAAAAAUUCUCCUUUCCAAUGGUUACUUAUUAUUCUUUUAAGCUCUGGAACCUCAUGCAUAGAGGUUGCUGCAUAAAAUAUUUAAAUCUUUCUUAAUUGUAUUUGGCAAACUUUGCAAAGAAAUUUGUGGAGCAUGAGAAAGGUCAGACCAUGGAUUUAAAAUAUCUUAGCAGACUAAUUUAAGAUUGACAGUUCCUCAGAACUUCUAUUAAGAAAGGUACUAGAAAAUUUGAAUGGUAAACACAGAAUCUAUUAAAAGUAAUUUUUAUUUCUUUUUCAUUCUCAAUAUUACAUAUUUACAUUUCAGCACUACCUGAAGGCAAAGAUCAGAAGUAGGUAUAAACAUGAGACACCAUGGCAAAAAUGAUGGGACUCUUUGGAAGUUCAUACUUUUUCUUCUAAUUCAGUGCUACUGUGAUUCAAGACCAGAACACAUGCUGAAACCAGGUUUUUUCACAUUCAUCCUUUGAAGUACUUUCUCUUCAUUCAAAUAAAGUGAGGAAACAUUGGCCAGUGCAAGAAAUCUGAAUGCUUGCCUGAUAUUUUUUAACUUCUGAUGAUCUUUCAUUUCUAAUGAUCUUAAUGUCCUAUGAUCCUAAGUGAUGUCAUCAUUGAAAUCGAUAUUUUAAAAAACCCAACAAUAUCCCCCUCCCCCCAAAAAAUCAAAACCAACACAAGUAACAAGCUUAAAUUCCUUCCUAAAAAAAAAAUAAAAAUUCAAACCUUUGUCAUUUGCAGGAUAUGGGAACAUUUUUCCACGACAUUACUGUUGGUAAAUGUCAAACAUUGUUUAUAGAGCUAAAAGCAUUAGGAACCAAGAUUGGGAUCGUCAUACUUUGUAAUACAAAUUUUUAAAGGUUAAUCUUACAUGAUUAGCUCAGCUAAACAAUGCUAAGCACAUAGUAAAUUGAAUUAAUGCAACUCACUAUAAAUGCCUUCAAUCUUUUGUUCUGAGCUUCCUAAAUAUUGAUUUAUUUCAUUUCACAGUCAUAAAGUUUGCACAUACAUUGACAUAGCUGAAAGAUUUUACAUAGUUUUUUCUACUGUUAUUCAUGCAAAGAAAUGUAUGAAGAAAGUUAAAGUUGUCUGUAACAAUGAAUUACAAUCAACUGGAGAAGAUACUUGCAAAGAAACAAAUGUGUGCUUUCUCGAGAGUCAAGUUUAAUUGCAAUGCAUUAUUUGAAUUCUCCUUUUUGUGCCUUUUUUUUUUUUGCCAACAUUUCAAUCAACUUCUAAAACAAUACUAUAUAUCUUAUUACUUCUUACAAGGUGACAGGACAAAAUAAUGUCACUUUGUUAUGAAAAAUCUAGGAGGAAAAACAAAUUUUUGCAUUCAACAGCAUUUUAAACUCUCACUGUUUACAGUGUCCUAUCACCUCAAAAUAUAUUGAGAUAUAUUAAUAUAUAUAUAGAGAGAGAAAGAGAGAUAGAUAGAUAUAGAUAGAUAUAGAUAUAGAUGAUAUAUAUAAUUUGAUUUCCAACUCUAUCAUGCUGAUAGUUGAGAUGGCCUUCAGGUGGGAGCAAAUGAAUUUUUCAAUUAUUGAAAUGCUCCUUUACAUUGAUGUUACAGCACAGAAAGAGGUCUUAUGUGUAUGUGAGACUAUUUACUGAGUGACAGCUCAUAAAGAGGCCAAAAUAUACAUAAUAGAUUAUUAAUUCCUUUCUUGUUUUUAUAUGCCAUGAACUUGAAAAACAAGAGAGCAGAUUGCAUCUGAAAACUAGCUGCCUAAAAUAAACUAUUUCAUUCAAAUCUUUGAAGAAACAAAUUCCUUAUUAAAAUGACUUGUAUAACUAUAACCUUUUGAAAUAUAUGGGGCUUAGAUUUUUAAGAAAAGUUAUAUAUAUUAUAUAUAAUAUCUUUGUAUAUAAAAUUGGGAAGGAAGGAGAUAAUAACUUCUUUUGCUGCUUCUGAUAGAAGAUUAUGUUUAUUGCUGCUGAUUGUCUUCAAUACCAAAUUAUUUAAAAGACCCUUUAAAUUACUGGCAACCAUACUUUGGAAAAAAAGGAUUCCAAUUUUUCUGAUUAUCUACAAUACACUUUAGUUUCUGCAUAUUAACCAGCACUUGUUCACAUUUUAAAAAUGUUGUUUUUUCAUCCUAAUAGAAAAGAAGUAAUCCAUAUUUUAUUAAAAAUAAAUGUCAACAUGUUUAUGAAACCACCUUAAUGUCUUUUUCUUUGGUGAUUCAUGCACAAGACAUGUUUUGUUCAUAUAUUUAAUCUGCUCAAUGGGGCUAAGCAUUGAAAAAAGACAGAAGAAAGUUGUUCCUAGUUGUUCCACCUCCAAAUUGAAAUGCUGUGCAAGAGGGAAAACUGAGGUAUGACUCUUUCUGUUUCCCUACAACAGCCAACAACAAAGAACCUUCACAGGGUCUAACAAAACAAAUCACUGCUAUAAAAGUAACAGUUGUAGUUCACCUUUUAAUAACGUGAAAAAUAAUCAAAUUGAGUGCAAUUUCUUCAGCAAAAUGCAAAGCAUUUUCUUCCAAAAUUAUUACUCUCCCCACUGAUAUGAAAGAAGGUCUUGCAGUUAGGGCUUUGAACAGGCAAAGUAUUUGUCCACCUCUUGCAACUGCACAAUGGCAACCCCAGAGAGACUCAGCUGUCUCCCUUUCACCAUUUCUGUCCUACAUAAGAUUAUUAAUCAUGAAGGUACUCAGAAGAUGAAUAUAUAUUGCAGAAUAAUAACUUUCUAUACUUACACCUUUUUUAAACUGUUUUAACAGAAAAAAUCUUUUUGUCUCAGUUAACUUUAUUUUUAAAAAGCAAGGCAAUGUUUAUAUAAUUCAUAAGCAUUGUAGAUAGUUUGUUGGAGUUUUAUUAUUGAAUAGUUCCUAGCAUUCAAGAUAACAGAACAGGCUUUAAAAGUCUCACAGCAGUAUUCUAAAGCUGUUUAUGUGUCAGAACUACCUGCACUAAUGAAAAAAAAAAAAAAACUAAAACAAAACCAGAAAAAACCCAAAAAUCACAAACAAAAAUCUUCCUUGUCUGUAGCUGCUAGGUCACCAGAAAAGCUCUUGGAGUGAUUCCAGUGAUAGUGAUCUAAAGUUUACCUUUAACCUUUCCAGUAUACUUCCUGGACAUAGAAGGGGAGUAAAUUUUGAAAGAACUUAUGAUGCCUGUUCAGCAGCAGAAAUAAUGAAUGCAAUGCUGCUGUCAUUCUGUUGUGAAUCACAGGACCUACUGAGUUUACAUAUGAGCACUGUGCACAAGGGCAGAAUACCUGGCCUUGUCUGGAUUCUAGAAAUCUUAAUGCCUGGAGCUGCUAGAUACAGGCUACUGCCGCCUCUGGACAGAAUUUGUGUAACUAGAAAAUCUGUUUCCUUACUAAAGCUCCAAACCCAGAGUACAAAUAAAAUAUAGCAUAUUGAAAAAUAAUGAAUAUUUAGUGGAAUUCCUCAUGAGUCUCUCUUACUCUCUGUGUUUGUGUAGAAGUCCAACAAAACUGAUCUCCUCAACAAUAACCUCCACACAUGGACUUGGAGAAUACUAUUUGAUCUGAAGUUUAUAUCCCAACUUUAUUUCUUGCAAUUUUGAAAAGGAUGUCAACACUGAAAUGGAAUAUAGGCAAAUAGAAACUAGCCAAACAACACUCUGUGCCAAAAUCCUCAGUCAAAAAAAAUUAAAUAUGAUUUGUCAAGUAUAUCUAAUAUGGAACUAGACUCUUUUAUUAGGCACUUUAAAGAAUCAUUGAUUUGUAGUCAGGAAAUUUAAGGAGAAAUCUGGGAAUUAUGCUCUAUUAUGCAUUUUGUUUCAGGAAAAUAGCAAAUUUAGAGCUCAAAUUAAAUGCUAUUUAUUACAGUUAUCUAUAGAGGUAAAAAAUAUAGAUGUUUAAGACAUUUGUCAUGAAAAUGUGCAUAGAAGACGCAGAAUUGUAGAGACAGAUCUGCUAAUGGUAACAUAGAUCCUUUUCUCAGCAGAUGGAUGAAGCAGAUGGAAGACCUGUGUUUUCUUCACACUUUUCCUACUGAUCUGAAGUUGUCAGCAAUAAUGUCAAUUCUGUUCUGGAAAUAUGUAUGCAGUGCUUUUUUUUCAUAUUAGCUUCGUUUUUUACAGCAGACUAGGCUUUUGGUAGUUUGUGGAUAUAUAGAGCACGGAAAAAAGACGGGGCAUUUAUAUAGAAGUAUGUGGGCCUUCAAGUAUAUUCACCAGACAAAUACAAUCAGAUUUUCCUUAGGAAAAGAAAGACAAAAUAUUGUACUGUAAGAUGAAUUUUUUUAUAUAAAAUUAAUACUUGAGACACUGUUCAGAAAGAUUUGCCCUUACAUAUGUCAAAAAAAAGGAGGAUCUACAUGAAAAAUUCCUGUUGCAAAAUUCUAAAAUGUUUUAUUUGUCCCCAUUUUCUUGUGGAUAGCUCUAUUGUAUUCUGUAUUCUGUUUCAACAAUUUAGGAUAAUAAGUUGCACAACCUAGCUGAAGUGGAUGAGAAACAUUGUACAAUCUGUUCCACCAGGUCAUCUCUGAAGGCUCAGACUGCCCAGCUGUAAAAUAGUAACAAGCAAGUGGCGUGGCAGAAAUGUUUUAAAACAAUCAUAACUGUCAGGGGGAGGUUUCAGAAGAACACACCUUCAGGAGGGUGACACAAGAUCUGCUAAUGAACCGGCAUACAAAGUUCCUAACAUUGGAAUAAUUUGUUUCUGUACUAACUGUAGAUAUUCCAGAGAAAGGCGAAUGUGCUCAAUGUGUCAGAAUCAAUGAAAACACCAUUGUAGUAGUUAAUGGGCAAACAAGCAGAAAAUAUGUUAUGACAUAUAUGAAACAAGCUACGUAAUAAACUCUGCAAGUAAUAAAAUGACAUGACAUAUGUUUGGGUUUUAGGCUGCUGAAGAAAACUAUCUGCAGGUUUAAACUCAUUAUUCCUGACAACCCUGAUACCAGAAUGUGGCAGUGAGAUAAAGAUCUAAUUCAAAAUGAAGCUGUGAUGGCCGAAAGCACUGUAUCCCAAGAGCUAACUAUAUGAGUACUAAAGAUAAAUAGUAAAAUUCUAAGUGAAACUGGACACUUAAUAAUAAAACCUACAGAUCUAGUAGAAGAGUUUUUUAAAAGUUUGUGGUUGUGUAGCAAGCAGGACUGAGGAACAUUUCAGCCCCUGUACUUGGCACUGGUGAAGCCACACCUCAAAUUCCUGUUCAGUUUUGGGCCUCUCACUACAAGAAAGAUGCUGAGGUGCUGGAACAUGUCCAGGGAAGGGCAACAAAGCUGGUGAAGGGUCUGGAGCACAAGUCUGAUGAAUCUGAUGAGGAGCACUUGAAGGAAUGGGGGUUGUUCAGCUUGGAGAAAAGGAGGCUUAGGAAGAACCUGAUUGCUCUCUACAAGAACCUGAAAGGAGCCUGCAGUAAUGUGGGGGGGCAGCCUCUUCUACUAAGUAACAAGCAACAAGAAAAAAGGAAAUUACCUCAAUUUGUGCUGGAGGAGGUUUAGUUUGGAUAAUAGGAAAAUUUAUCUCACCAAAAGGGUUGUCAAACUCUGGAACAGAAAAAUGAUUGUCACCAUCCUUAGAGGUAUUUAAAAGACAUUUAGAUUUCUCUUUUAAGGAUGUGAUUUAGUAGGAGAUUUGACUUGUUAGGUUAAUGGCUGGACUCGAUGGUCUUACAGAUACUUUCAAAACUAAAUUAAUCUAUGACUCUGUGUAUAUAAAUCUUCCUGUUUAAAAGGUAAACAUAACAAACACCUACUGCUAGUGGGGAAUGAAAUAACCCUUCGACAUAUAAUUCCUUGUGCAAAUUAUUCCAGGAGAAUAGUUCUGCUUAUCUCUUUGAAACAUAUAGAUACUAAAUACUAAAUACUAAAUACUAAAUACUAAAUAAGGUGGACGUCAUUGCAUUCUGCAAAAAUGGACAAUGCAGAGAUUGCAGAGACUUUUCUGACUGGGAACACAGGAAGGACCGUGGCAAUUGAUAAGACUGUAAUGCUACACUAUGCCUUUUUAAACUCCUCUUCUAACAAAGUCCUGUUUCAAAAUUUUCAAUACUUUUUUGCACUAUGAUUCCUAUUUCCUUGGAAUAGAAUGGUGAAGACAAUAUGCUUUUUUAUAGUCUUCUCUGUAGAAAAAGAUUAAAAUAUUCAAAAGGAAGACACUGGUGGUUUAUGAUGAGUUUACUGACAGCAGUUCUUAGUAGGAAGAAAGGUAGAUUGGUAGUUGACUCAAUAUAUUACAAGUAAAGCAUUAGUAGUAUCCUUUAAGGCAGAGUAACUGAGACCCUUAUUUUAAAAUUCAUAAGAUUUGGUAAUGAAGUUGAUUAACAAUAUUAUUUUGCCCUGGUUGGAAGUAAAGGCAAAGAAUUAUCACAUGCCAAGAAAAACUAUCAACUUAGCCUAAGAUAUUAGGUCAUUCUGCUGGCUGCCUAGAAUCCCAUUUAGAAGAAACAUACCUUGUAUUGAUUUUUAAACUGGCUUCUAUCCCCAUUAACCAGCAUGUAUUUUGGGAGAGUCUAGCCUUAAUCCUAAUGCAAUUGCAGCAAUCUUUCUACUGAUUCAUUUGAGCAAGAGUGAAUGGGACAUGUAUGAAAAUGAAGGAAUGUAAAAUUAAUACAUAAAGGUUAAACACAUGUAGAUUGGCAUAAAAUUUACCAUCACUACUGGCUCAUGUCUUUCUGGCAGGAUCUACCAUAGAAACAUAAUUUUGCCUUUUCCUCUCCUACCCUUGUAAUUUUCUGGUUUCUUCUCAUGCAUCUAUUGUAAAGGGAAGUAUAAAUAAGAUGUGCUCAAUUAUUAAUCAUGUAUCAUUCAAGCCUGAAGCAAGCAGUGUCAGAAAUAAAAAUGCAGAAAAGACUUAAAAUUAUAUCCCACUUCAGGAAUUUUACCUAAAAAUAGCUGGUUCCUAUAUGAGCCACAUCCUGUUGAUUUUUAUUGCAGAAGUACCAGGCUGGAAUUCUAAGUAUGUACAUACUGUAAGACAUAUUUGCUUAAAAAAAAAAAAAAAAAAAAAAAAGUCAAGCUAUUUCAAUCCAAACUCAGGUACUUUUCUCUGCUGUAGUGGUGCAAAGAACCUAACAGGAGCAGAGAAAAUGAAAAGUAAGGAAUGGCUGGAGGAAGCUGCUUAUGUAUUGACCAUAACUCUCACAUACACACAUGCACUGCCCCAGCCUUGCAUGGUGCAUUGCCUCACUGUAGGGAAUGAGUGUAAUCAUGGCAAUAAUAAGGAGGAAUUUGGAGUGAAGCUGGGCGUGGAAAAAAGGGGAGGAAAGUUGUUUUCUCAAAGUAUGCAAAUGUUUAUUGUCCUUUUCCUUCCAAUACGCAAAUAAGUAAUUCCGUGUUUAUUUUCAUUGACAAUAAAUUUAUUCAUCUCAAUUAAAGUCUGUUUUGCUGACAAUGA